CAGAUGAUGAUGACUACUCUAAAAGAGGCCGUUAGAGCGGUCUCCAAGUCGGAGUUUAUACUGACCACGUGAUACCCUCAUUUCUCUCCCCCCAUUCUUUCCACGUGUCGCCCCCUCAUAAGUUUCCCUCCUUCACGUAACCAGUCCCCGCUCGCAAUAAAAACUCAGAUCCCCAACCAGAGCUCUCGCCACUGCCCAAACCGCACCGUAUUGCUCUAACCAAAUCCAAACAUGAUGACACUGCGCCCAAACCAGAAGGAGAACGACGACCAUCGGGAGAUCAUGGAGGAGGUUCAGCGGAGCUUGCUUUUCGUGUCGAAGCCCAAGGCGUGUACGGAGCAGGAGGAGAUGGAGCAGGACAGCGGGGGAUCGUCUGAGGAGAUGGAGUCGCCGAGGUCGGUUGGGCGAUGGAGGCGGAGGGCGAAGAGGGCGAGUUGUGUGCAUAGCCAGAUCUUGAGAAUUAGGGAGGAGGACGCGCAUCUCGGUGAGAGUACUAGUUUCGGCGCCAAAGAUCAUCAUCACAAGGUUGCUCAUGCCGUGGCUUCCGGCAUGGACGUUAUGCUCUUCGCCCGGCCCAUCUUGCCUUGCUCGCCCCUCAAGAACUCCGUCAACGCUUUCCACUAAAAGCUCCCUAUAUUGUUCAGG
Messenger RNA from Prunus avium (sweet cherry), 645 nucleotides. NCBI's taxonomy places the organism in Eukaryota, Viridiplantae, Streptophyta, Magnoliopsida, Rosales, Rosaceae. The record is from RefSeq and is a predicted model, not a curated record.